This is a messenger RNA of Thunnus maccoyii (southern bluefin tuna), 1812 nucleotides long. RefSeq names its product homeodomain-interacting protein kinase 1-like. Bases 60 to 1490 code for a protein of 476 amino acids. The record is from RefSeq and is a predicted model, not a curated record. Gene Ontology annotation, cellular component: nucleus; PML body; cytoplasm. Lineage: Eukaryota; Metazoa; Chordata; Actinopteri; Scombriformes; Scombridae. The transcript has a single exon. Gene Ontology annotation, molecular function: protein tyrosine kinase activity; transcription coactivator activity; SMAD binding. Gene Ontology annotation, biological process: intrinsic apoptotic signaling pathway in response to DNA damage by p53 class mediator; peptidyl-threonine phosphorylation; positive regulation of transcription by RNA polymerase II.
UGAAAUUGUUGCAUAGCUGAACACACUUGCUCUAUUUGGAAAUACUUUGACUUAUAAAAAUGUCUUUCUUGUCAUACACAGAGAGAGAUUUCCAGGUACAUGAGAAUGACAUUCUGUCUGGUAAAUCUUGUAGGUACCUAGUACGGAAUUUGAAGGGAGAGGGGAGCUUUGGGCAAGUAGCCCGGUGUAUAAAAUUGGACACCAUGGAGGAUGUGGCAGUCAAGAUUAUAAGGAAAUAUCCAACCUGGGCUGGUAAAAAAGAGGCAUCUGCUCUGAAAGAAGUCAGUAUUCUAGACAUGAACAAGAACAACAUGGUGAAGUUUUUUGAAUCCUUCAAGUACAAAGGCCAUGUUUGUGUAGUUUUGGAAAUGUUAGACAAAAGUUUGCAAGACUUUGUAAAUGAAAGGAUGAAGCCACUGUGUGUGUCUGAGAUUCGAGUUAUCACGCAACAGCUGCUGGUGGCUCUAAACGCCCUGAAAGGCAUAGGUCUGGUGCAUGCAGACAUCAAGCCAGAUAAUGUGAUGCUGGUGAAUCAUCAGUUGCAGCCAUUCAGGGUGAAACUGAUUGACUUUGGUUUUACCAUUCGGGUUUCCAAAAUAAAGAGAGGCACUGCCGUUCAGGCUCUUGGUUACAGAGCUCCUGAGGUCAUCCUUGGCCUCCGGUUGAGUGAGGCCAUAGAUAUGUGGGCUCUUGGCUGCGUAAUGGCAUUCCUGUAUCUGAGCCUGCACCUGUAUCCUGUACGGUGCGAAUACGAGAUCAUUAGAAUCAUCGUGCAGAUGCAGGGUCAGCCCGACGAUCGCCUGCUGAAUGCUGGAUCCCGUACUAAGGAUUUUUUCAGCAAGAACAAAGGCUUCACCCAGCAACUAUGGAGUAUGAAGACAAGAACUGAAUAUGUGCUUGCAACAGGCCAGGAGUCCCAACGAUGUAGGACCAUUUCCAACAAGUACACUCGUCUGGACGACAUGAUAGCGGACCACCCAGAGCCGAAAACCACCACUGAGUAUGAGGACACACUGGCGUUUAUAAGUCUCCUCAAACGGAUGCUGCGUGUGGAUUCUGUCAAAAGAAUUACCCCCACUGAAGCUCUGGGGCACCGGUUUAUCACAAUGAGACACUUUCCCAGAGACACUGAUCCAGACCUUUAUGUGGCAUCAUCCCGUGUGAACAUGAGCGUGUGCCCACCCCAGGACUCACCAGUUGAAAUAAACUGCUUUGUAACCUCCAGUGAAGUUUCACACUAUGGAGCACCGGCCGUCAGCCCACACACCUUUUCAACCGCCACUGGUUGUGAUGAUAAAAGCAAUGCUGGCAAUAAUGAUGCCACAAAUGGUGCAGCUUUACCUCCCUCCGUUAGCGGUCAUCCAGAUGGGUUCAACACGGGCAGUGAUGGAGGAUACUUUGUCUCAGUUAAAACACAGGCGAUUAGGAGAUUCUUUUCCAGCAUGAGCAAGGCCAUGUGUUGCUGCUCUGUAGAUGUUGUGGAUGAUUGAUGUCCUGAGAGAAUCCACAGUAAAAAGUCAUUACGGGUCAGUCAACACUGGGAGCUGUUUAGGAUGAUACCUCCAACCUUGAACUGGCCAGCUUCUGCCCAUUGGUCUAAGUCUCAAAUAUCCAUACUAAGGAUUUUGUUCUCAUGUGAGACUCCCACCCAUCCAACACACACACACCUUCCAUUUUUAACUUAUUAUUAUCUGGUUAAUUAAUAUAAUAAACAAAAUAAACUUUAAAAUUGUGUUUGCUUUGUUUCUUUCCCCUCUGGUCACUCAUCAUCAGUGACACAUCUAUAACCUCUACAUAUGCAUGUGCACCCAC